This is a messenger RNA of Halteromyces radiatus, 741 nucleotides long. Its product is annotated as Pre-mRNA-splicing factor Cwf15/Cwc15. The coding region runs from base 1 to 741 and encodes 246 amino acids. Gene Ontology annotation, cellular component: catalytic step 2 spliceosome. The record is from RefSeq and is a predicted model, not a curated record. The transcript is spliced from 5 exons. Lineage: Eukaryota; Fungi; Mucoromycota; Mucoromycetes; Mucorales; Cunninghamellaceae. Gene Ontology annotation, molecular function: RNA binding. Gene Ontology annotation, biological process: mRNA cis splicing, via spliceosome.
AUGAUAUUAACAAAACUUUUUUUUUUAAUCUACUUUAAGACUACGGCUGCUCGUCCUACAUUUGAUCCUGCUAGAGGUAAUGACAGCAAGGCUCCUAGUUUCCAAUAUAGUGCUCGUGAUAUUGCUUCUCAUACAAAACUCAAAUUCAGACAACCUGGACAAGGUACAGCUGCAGAAAUUGGAGAUCGUGAACGAUUGAAAGAAGAAUUACGACAAGCAGAACAAGAAUAUUAUCAAUCUCAAGGCAAAAAUGGUCCAGCUUCUGAUCGUUUAUUGACUGGCAAUGAUGGAGGUGGAGAAACAAAACGGCAACGACUACUAGCUGAAGCAGAAAAGAUGGCAGCAUUGGAUAAGGAAGAAAGUGAUGAUGAUGAUGAUGAUGAUGAUGACGAUAGUGAUGAUAGUGACGACGAAGAUGAAAGUGAUGAUGAUGAAAAUACAGCAGAAUUAUUGGCCACAUUACAACGAAUCCGAAAAGAACGUGCGGAAGAAAAGGAACGACAGGAACGUGAAAAAUUGGAACAAGAAGCAGCUGAACGUGAUGAACAAGCUAUGACAGGGAAUCCAUUAUUACAGAUUGGAGAACAACAACGUGACUUCAGUGUCAAACGAAGAUGGGAUGACGAUGUGAUCUUCAAGAAUCAAGCUCGAGGAACCGAUGAAAAACCAAACAAACGUUUUGUUAAUGAUAUGUUACGUUCUGAUUUCCAUAGACGAUUCCUUCACAAAUAUAUUCAAUAA